Messenger RNA from Clonostachys rhizophaga, 252 nucleotides. The record is from the annotation of a GenBank genome assembly. NCBI's taxonomy places the organism in Eukaryota, Fungi, Ascomycota, Sordariomycetes, Hypocreales, Bionectriaceae.
AUGUUCUCCGCUAAGCAGCUCAGCCUCGCCGGUCUCAUCUGGCUCGGCCUCACCAACAAGGGCCUCGCCCUCAGCUUCGACACGUCUGACGACCUCAUGCUCGUCUCGCGAUCACCCCUCGACGUCCAAGACCUUGCCGAGUUUAGCACCCGCGAUAUCUAUGAGGAGCUCGUCGCCCGCGGCUCCGGGCGCCCCCCUAGUGGCCCCAAGGGCGGCGGUAGCAAGGGGCAUGGCGAGUAUAAGAACUAUUAA